Messenger RNA from Exophiala viscosa, 1757 nucleotides. RefSeq lists its product as uncharacterized. The coding region runs from base 147 to 1613 and encodes 488 amino acids. Lineage: Eukaryota; Fungi; Ascomycota; Eurotiomycetes; Chaetothyriales; Herpotrichiellaceae. The transcript has a single exon. The record is from RefSeq and is a predicted model, not a curated record.
UGCAGAUCGACUCGCUAGAACUGGGCACCCUCGUACGCCUGCCUCGACCAAAAGCAGCACUCACCGUCUGCCUUACCAAAAAGUCACUUGAACAAUUCACAAAUCACAUCCACCUCACUGACAUACACAAUUAUUUCUGCUCGACCAUGGCCAGAUCGAUGUUCGCCUUCCCUCUUCGCCUCUUUUCGAAGGUGAUCUCUCCCACAAAGCCGCCGACCUUGACUCCAUCAUCAACAGCGGCGCAGAAGCGGGAUCCUGCGGUCGCCGGCCGAAAACGAAGGACGCCAGACGGUGAGUUCGAUGACGACGAGCACCGUCCCAGAAAGCGCCUUAGAAGCAAGAGUUCGUCGACAUCGCCAGUCCAUGAUGCAGAGGAUGAUGAGAGCGCAGUCUUCAGCCUCGGGACCACGGAGGUGGAUUUAGACAGAGCCUUGAUGCCUCCUCCUGCCACGCCGCACCGAGAACAGAGAGACUUAUCUCGAAGUCCUUUGCGGCCCUCGAUAAAUCCUUCAUAUCAGAUUCACAACCACGAUGACGAUGCGAUAUCCUUCACAUCCACUGCCAUGGCAAAGAAAAGAGCCGACGACAUGAAUGAAGAACUUAUGGAAGAAAGGAGACGAUACGUCGCUGCCAUCCAACUCCCACGGAAUUCUGGAAUCUGGUCACAGACUGAGCGUGACCUGUUCUUCCACCUUGCCUACCGCGGCUUCGAACCACUGCUUCCUCAGAACUGGAUGCUGGAUUUUGGAACGCUCCCUAUCAGUGUGUUUGUGCACGACGACGUCUCAGAUCCGCCUCUUGUCCAAAAUGUGGUAGACAACCAAUUUCGAGCGGCUCGUGCGCUUCGUCAAUUGUUCGAAGCCGGACAUGAUGUUCGAGACAGAGUCUAUGUCAGUCCUGGGUCUUAUCGAGAAAAAAUACUAGGGAAAACAGUGAAGAGAUACUUGAAAUGGGCCUUGACCGAUGUGGGCUUCCGACCGAACUCAAACCCUGCUGAUUUUCCUGUUCACGUCGUUGUCACCAAACGCAGAGGUCAAAAUACGCUACAGACUCUCGAGCAUGUGGCCGGAAAACUCCAGCGACUGGCUGACAGGCAUCAACGAGCUCGACACAUACGGCCGAGCAUUGAAGUCCAGACCACAGCUGAGAUUGAUGCUGACGAGACGCGGGUUAUCGAAGAUGACGAUGCGCUACCUACACUGAUCGGUCUGGUCAUCAUCUCGUCAGUCAUCGCAGUCGUCACCCUGAGCCCAUUCUCUCAGCCAGUGGUUCAUUCAUCACCGCGCAUUCGCCAAACAGCCUCCCCACCAACAUCCGACCCCGGAACUCAAUCCACACAUAAAGGCGAUUGCAGUGCUGAUAGUCUGCGUAUCAUUGCAGAGUUUGAUUUCAGCCAGAAGGACCAGGACGUCUGGAAUGCGCUGGGUGUGGCAAUUGUAGCCAUGCAAAUCCGGAAGGAGGCCCUCAGAGCGAGGGCCGGCCUGCCAUACGACGGUGUCGACACGCUGGGUGCUGACAAAAUGUCCCUAGCAGGAUCGAAGCUCGACGAAGAUUUCGAUGACACAUUUGGUAUGUCUUCGACAAUCCACGUGGAAGAUGAUCCAGACCUGUGAGAUUCUGGAAUUGGAAGCGGACUAGUGAACAUGAGAGAGAUUACGCGGAAAAUUGUAUAUUCUACUCAAAACUUGGAAGAGGGAUUACACACAAAGGGUCAGAACUGGAAACAGUGACAGUCUUGUUGUGCAGUGGAAGAAAUU